CGCCCAAAUGCGAUCCAGAAACUGAUAAAGGUAACACGAAACUAUCUUCUCGUGCCAUUUCAGUUUUGCUCAGUGAUCAUGGCAAUGGUGGUUCUGUGUACCCUUCCGGCGAACUUUCCCUCCUCCAGAAUGACCGAAACGCUCCGCUCCGUUCUCGCCAGAGAGAACAAAAUGCGGGCUCCCUACGAGCCCAAGCAAGGGCAGUCCCGUCUUUUCCACAAGCUGCCUUCUGGUUUGGACAUGGAGGUCAUCUUCCAGAAGGGCGUCGAUUGCAGACACCCAGAUGGGAGAAGAGAGAGAUCUGAAAACCCACCUCUUGUAUUCAUUCAUGGCAGCUUCCAUGCUGCUUGGUGUUGGGCCGAACAUUGGUUGCCUUUCUUUUCACAGAAUGGGUUUGACUGCUACGCACUCAGCUUGUUGGGUCAGGUGCUCUCUCGCUUUCUGGGUGAAAGUGAUGCACCACCUGGUCCUGUUGCAGGUUCUCUUCAGACACAUGCAGCUGAUGUUGCCAAUUUCAUCAGGAAAGAAAUCAGGUUACCACCAGUGAUGCUUGGACAUUCAUUUGGAGGGCUAAUUGUUCAGUAUUAUAUUGCAAGCAUAAGGAGUGAACAAAUUUUAGACAAGGAAAGCAUGCACCCAGAUAUUGCUGGAGCUGUGCUUAUUUGCUCUGUUCCCCCUUCUGGUAACAGUGGAUUAGUCUGGCGGUAUCUCUUUUCCAAGCCCAUAACUGCUUUCAAGGUGACAUGCAGCUUGGCAGCUAAAGCGUUUCAAACUUCUCUACCUCUUUGUAAGGAAACAUUUUUCUCAGCAGGAAUGGGGGAUCAUCUGGUCCUACGCUACCAGAAACUAAUGACAGAAAGCUCCAGGAUGCCAUUGUUUGACCUGAGAAAGCUUAAUGCUUCACUUCCUGUUCCGUCCGUGCCUAAUUCUUCUGUUGAAGUUCUUGUAUUGGGUGCAAAUAACGACUUCAUAGUGGAUGCUGAAGGACUCAGGGAAACAGGCAGGUUUUAUGGGGUGUCGCCAAUCUGUAUUGAUGGGGUUGCCCACGACAUGAUGCUGGACUGUUCGUGGGAAAAGGGUGCGAGAGCCAUCCUCUCAUGGCUGAAUGGUUUGAACAGUCGGGACAGACUAUGACUAUGGAAGACACUGCCAAGCCUCUGUUGCAGCAUCUUCCUCAAACAUAUCUACUGACUUGCUGAUGUUCUGUCCAAAACAAAUGCUUUUGGUGUUAUGUGAUGUCUGCCGCCGUGUAGCAAUACAAGACAAGACACCAAUGUCUCCUUAUGGUCAAGCAAAGCCCCUUUUGAGUUUUGACAGCUUAAGUAAAAGGGUCCCCCUAUUAAUUUGUAGUAUUUGUUGUCAACUUGUUACCUAUUAAUUUGCUGUUUAAAUGCAAGCUAUUUGGACCUGUUGUUCUGUUUACGCCAUUUUCACUUUACAAUGCCAGCUCUAUUAGGUCCA
Diospyros lotus (date-plum) is the source of this 1461-nucleotide messenger RNA. RefSeq lists its product as uncharacterized. The record is from RefSeq and is a predicted model, not a curated record. The coding region runs from base 79 to 1134 and encodes 351 amino acids. The transcript has 9 exons. Lineage: Eukaryota; Viridiplantae; Streptophyta; Magnoliopsida; Ericales; Ebenaceae.